This is a messenger RNA of Closterium sp. NIES-67, 5592 nucleotides long. NCBI's taxonomy places the organism in Eukaryota, Viridiplantae, Streptophyta, Zygnematophyceae, Desmidiales, Closteriaceae. The record is from the annotation of a GenBank genome assembly.
CACCUCACCCCGAGACCCUGCCAGGUCCAUCCAAGACUGAUCCAUUUUCCUGUCGUGCCGUCACUUACGUUUCCCUUCAGUUUCUUCCCAAUCCCGGCACGCAGUGAGGAUCCGGGCCUCGCUACAACCUGAACUUUCUUUUGCUAGAGAGAUCCGUCCGGUUCUAAGAUGGACUCGGUUCCAUUAGCGGCCUUAAACGGCGAUUUACCGUACCGUCGCUCGCAAGGGCUCGACGCUGCUUAUAACGAGAACGGAUGGGUUGGCGUUGACGGUAGCGGCAAAGGAGGCAAGGCCUCCCAUGGUAAACGCCACGCGGGUCGCUCCUCCGCGCCUUACGCGAGACCUACCUCCGGACGUCACGCUGCUGCCGGCCACGCGGCAGCGGCGAUUCGGACUGCCACGUCAGCUGCGGGAUCUCCGGGAGAAUCUAGAGGUCCCGCUGAUGUGUCGCUGGACGCGCGGGAGAGGGAUGGAGAGAGGAGGGAUGGGGUAGCGGUGCAAGAUGGUGUCAAAAGCGCGGGAAGCGGUUGGCUCGGCUCGUGGCGGAACUCGAUUGGAUCGCUCGUCAGAUGGCCUUGGAGCUCUCGAGAUGGUAACCAGCGUAACACCCAAGGCGAGCAGCAAGGCGUGCCGGACAAGCGACCGUCGGACGGCGCAACUAGCAAUGGGCCAGCGAAGGGGGGGAAUGCUGCUGAUGCUGCCGGUGCUGCUGGUGCUGCUGGUUCUGCUGGUAGUGGUGGUAGUUAUGCCCAGGAACGGCAGGCGGGAGGAGCGAACGGGAAACAGGAGAAAGGGACAUUGAUGAAGGAGGUUGAGCAGCUGCUGAGACGAGGGACGCCUUUAUCGCUGCGCGAGUUUCAGCGGCUGAACGAGCUGCUGCGUCAGCACGUGGCGAGCGGCGCUGGAGAGAAGGCGGAGGAGGCGGAGGAAGAAGACGAAGAGGAGAAUCAGGUGCAGCAGCAGCAGCAGCAGCAGCAGCAGGCGGGAGAGGAGCAGGAGCAAGAGGAGAGGGUGGAGGCAUCGGCAGGGAAGAGGCGGAGGACGGGCGGCAGCAGCAGCUGGGUGGCAGCAGACGGGGCAGCAGGGCAGGGUUAUGCGCCUAACACUGCACACAUUGCACCUCGCGUUACACCUCGGGUUACACCCGGGGUUACGCCUCGCGUUACACCUCGUGGUGCAGCUGAUGGGCUUGCAGGAGGUGCUGGUGGUGCUGGCAUGAGCGUGUCACCUGUGGAUGUGGCCAGGGCGUUUAUGCGACCGAGCAUGGCCGCCUUUCCUGCAACGCAGGCGCCAUCACCUGCGACAGAGCCGCUGCAGAAGGGAGUGAGCCUUCGAGCCUGGACGCCCUAUCAAACCCAGCUGGCGCCAGGCACUAAGUCUCGCAAGCGCGGCAUUGCACAGCUGCAUGAGCCGCCACCCCCUGCGAGCCCCUGGGGUGCUGUACCCCUUAUAAGCCCCUCCGCUGUUCCUCACAGGCGCAGGGGCAGCAUUGUUGCAGGCACGGGAGGGUUGCGUAACGGUGGGACUGGUAACCAUGUUCGCCAGAGGAGAGUUUCGUUUUCGCCAGCAGUGCUGGCAGCAGCAGGAGAGGGAGAGGGGGAGGAGGAAGGAGGGUGGAGUGGGAGGAGGGGAAGGGGAAGGGCUUUAACUAGACUGAGGGAAGGGGAUAGGGACGACUGGUUGCCUCUGCAGCAGCAGCAGCUGUUGCAGCAGCAGAAGAGAGACCAGAUUUUGGCAAGUGUUCCUUCCCGGUCAGCGCAAUCUGCCCGGAAAAUUCUGGACACGCUAGAUCGGAUGGCUGGGGCUUUGCCUGCUGCUGAAGGUUUGGGGCGGGCAGAGGGUAGGGAAAGGGAACGGGCAGGGGAAAGAAGAGGAGUGAGUGGAGGUACUGGAGGGAUUGAGGCUGCGAGAUUGAAGGGAAAAGAAAAGAUGAUUGAGGAUGGGAGCGGUGGGGAGAAGGGACUGCCAGGGGCAAUAAGCUCAGAACUCGAGCAGCAGCAGCAGGAGCAGCAGGAGAAGCAGCAGCAGCGGAGGGGCGAUGGGCAGCAGGGGCAGGGGAGAGGGGAAGAGGGGGCGAGGCGGGGGGAGGGGGAAGAGACGAGGCAGACAGGCAGAGAGGCUAUGGUUGAUGGUUCGAGGGAGGACGCACAGGAGACGAGAAGAGGCCGCCACGGGUUCAGAAUGUCCGUGUUUGAGGAGGACGAGGAGGAAGGGCCAAGGCAGGGAGGUCAAGUGGCAGCUGAAACCCGAACCCCCGCUGGUUUCGCGACUCCCACUACAGUAGCAGCAGGGGCCAAAGGAGGCGCAGGAGCUACUGGGGCAGGCGCUACUAAGGCAGACGCAUUACAAACAACCAAGGCAGGAACGGGCGCUGCUUCUGCAUCCGCUGCUGCUACGUCUGCUGCCACCGCUGCACCUGCUGCUGCCGCUGAUGCUGCUGCUGCGAUCAAGUCAGCAGGGGAGGGGGUAGGGGGCAAAGCUGGGGCUGGUACACUGCAGGCUGGAGGGCAAGCGGAUGGGGAGAAGGGCAGUGAGAGGAGCAAGGAGAGAGGCAAGGAGCAGAGUGCGGCUGUCGCCACAGGAAGUUUCUUUGGCUCGGCAGCACAUGCAGCCACUCUCCCCCCCCAAUCCAAGCCGGAGAGGCCAGCAUCACCAGACUUCGCUCCAUCCAAAUCAGCAGCUGCUGCAGCGCCAGCACCAGCAGCAGCAGCAGCACCAGAAGCAGCGGCAGCAGCAGCAGCAACGACAACCCCGUCCUUUGGCGCUUCUGCGUUCAAGGAACCGGCCUUCGGCUCGUCUGCUGCUGCUACAGCCUCUUUCUUUGGUGCGUCUGCACCCGCUGCUGCUACUCCUGCUGCUACCCCUGCCACUACCUCUGCUGUUGCUGCUCCCCUCUUUGGUUCUGUCCCUACUGCUGUCUCUGCUAGUGCUCCGUCCUUUGGCUUGUCUUCCACUCCUUCCCUCCCGCCUUCCACCACUCCUCCAUCCGUUUCAGCACCAACUGCAGCAGCAGCAGCAGCAGCCCCAGUGGCAGCAGCAGGUCCGUUGUUUGGCUUUAAACCAGCAGCCGACUCUGCAGCUGCUGCCAAGGAAGCAGCAGCAGGAAACGCUGCUCCUGCCCUUGGCGGCGGUGGUGGUGGCGAUGGUGCUGGUGCUGGUGGUGGUGGUGGUGGGGAGAGGGGGAGGAGAGGAGGAGAGGCGGAGGAGGAGGAGCCGAGAAGGAAGAGGCGUGUAUCGUCAUCUCCUGUCGGAGGGGGGGCGGAUGGUCCGCCUCCCUCCCUCUUUGGCUUUGGAAAACCCCCUGCCGGGUCCACAUCGCCCCCAGCAGCUGCAGUUCCGGCCUUUGGUGCCCCCACGACUGGCACCGCCCCCACUGCUGCUGCUACUGUUGGCGCUUCUGCUGCUUCAGCUGCCUCCGCCCCUACCACCAUCCCUGCCCCUCUCUUUGGUUCAACAUCCACCGUACCUGUGUUUGGUUCGGCGUCAACCGCACCUGCGUUUGGCUCGGCAUCAACCGCAUCAUCAUUCGGCAUCACCCCCUCUUCCACCCCUGCAACCGUCACUGCAGAUGCUACUGCCAUUGCUGGUGCGCCCACCCCAAGCACUGCUGCCGGUGCCGCCACUGGCUUUGCUACCUCCACCCUCCCAUCCUUUGGCCUCACCACCCCAUCCUUCGGCCUCAGCACUGCUCCAGCGUUUGGGAUUUCUGCCUCCACUGCCGCAACAGCAGCAUCCAACACGCCAUCAACCACAGCUGCGCCCUCAUUUGGGCUCCCCCAUUCAACCGCAGCAGCUCCUUCCGCCACAGGAGCACCGGCAACCACCACCCCCACUCCAGCCUUUGGCUCUGCUGCUCCCACCUCUCCCUCGUUCGGCAUCUCGCCCUCCCCGUCCUUCGGUGCGUUUGGAUCUGCUCCGGCGUUCGGCUCUGCUCCUACUGCUGCUGCUGCUACUGCUGCAGCUCCUGCUUUUGGCACCGCUGCUUCUGUUGCUGCCUCUGGCUCUGCUGCUGCACCUCCUGCUGCCCCUUCCUUUGGCACUACUGCCCCUGCGUUUGGCACCUCCUCCCCUGCGUUUGGCACUUUCUCUGGUGCUUCCACCCCUGCCUUUGGCUCUUCUGCCCCUGCCUUUGGUGCUUCAACAGCUGCUGCCGCUACAACUUCCCCUUUUGGCGUCCCUGCUACAACCGCAGCACCUGUAUUCGGCGCCCCCACCCCGUCUCCCGCCUCUGCCCCUGCGGCUACAAGCACAGGUGCCCCUACCAGUACUCCCACCCCUGGGGCCUUCACCUUCGGCGCUCCUGCCUCAGGCCCCACUGCUGCUACGACGCCUGCUGCUGCUGCCUCCUCUCCUGCUCCUGUCUUUGGGUUUUCGGCAUCGUCCUCCGGACCUGCUCCCGCACCUGGCUUCACGUUCGGUGCUUCCACUCCUGGAGGUCCGGCAGGGGCAGCAUCGUCCACACCAGCAGCAUCUCCAUUUGGCUUUGCUGCUGCUGCCCAACCUGCAGCCCCCUCACCCGCUCCCUUUGCCUUUGGAGCCCCAGCAACAGCAGCAGGAGGAGCAGCAGCACUAGCAUCACCUUUCACCUUUGGUAGUGGGGGGGGAGCAGCAGCUCCAGGGGCACCUGCAGCUGCAGGAGCAGCAGGUGCAAAUCCCUUUGCUUUUGGCACUGCUGCUGCUGCUGCUACUGCUGGUGGCUUCACAUUUGGGUCCACUCCUGCUACCGGUGCCCCUGCCACUUCUCCCUUUGGUUCUGCCUCACCCUUCCCAGCACCAGCUGGGGGUAGUCCCUCCGGAAUGGAGGAGAAUACAAUGGCUAUGGAGCCAGCAAACGGGUUCAAAAUGCCUGGAGGAAUGCCUGGUGCCAUGCCUGGAGGUAUGCCAGGAGCAUCCGCCCCUCCUGUCCUUUUCGGAGCUCCACCCACCGCUGCAGGGGCUAUUCCUUUUGCUUUCGGACAGCCCGCAGCUGCAACUGCUGCCCCUGCAGCUGCCCCAUUUUCUUUCGGUGCUGCCCCGCCUGCUGCUGCUGCACCGUCCCCGGCAGGGAGUGGUGGGAGCAGUGGGUUUGCUGCCCCAUCUAUGGUGUUUGGUGCUGGUGGUGGGGGUGGUGCUCCGGCUGCUGCUGGUGGGUUCUCAAUGGGAGCGGGUGCCCCCACGCCUGGGAGGAGAGUGGUUAAAGCCAAGAGGCCAGCGGCCAGACGCAGAUAACUGGUUUAUCAGGGAUCAAGACUCAUGAAAUGCAGUUGGUGCUGUUGUUGCUGCUCCUGCUGCUGGUGGGUUCUCAAUGGGAGCGGGUGCACCCACGCCUGGGAGGAGAGUGGUCAAAGCCAAGAGACCUGCGGCCAGAAGCCGAUGAUAAGUUUUGUAGGGAUCAAGAAAUGCAGGUGCUGGUGGCACAGCUUGUGCUGGGUACAGGGCAGGCCCCCAAAUUGGUUUUGGGCGUGUCUGAUUCAUCAGAUUUGCCUGCCAUCUCUUGGUAUGGCCUUCAGAGUCUCCCCUAAAAAAAAACUGGAAAAUCAGAGUAACGAGAUUUUUUGUCUGAUUAAUCAGAGUUUACCAUUGUUUUUAACUCUGAUUUCAAAGUUGGUGUUU